ACUAGUUUUAAUAUUAUAGCUACAUCAUUUUUUAAAAGAUAAAUGAGUUUUGUUAUUGUUUCAAGGGUUAGAAUAUGUUUACAAACGAUAUUGAGUGACUUUCCAUCAUGGAAAAUAAAUCGAGACCACAUACUCACGGACGAGAAAAAUUCAAACAAAAUGAAGAAGUAGAACUGUCCAGCAGAAAGCCACAGACUAAAUAUGUACUUCCUAGUCCAAAUGGUAUCAGUGUUACUGCUUCAGGAAGUGAAGCGAAAAUUUCACCUACGAAAAAGAUUUCAAGUACACAGCCCUCCACGAACGCUGACAACACCUACAAAUGCCACUACCUAGCAAACUUAAUUUUAAAGCUCCUGCUUAACGAUAACGUCGAAGAUUUCAAGUUGUCAUCCAGUACAAAGCAGUUUGAUUCCUUCAACGACAUUGUGGUUAAAAUUAAAGCCAAAAAUCGAACCGAAACAUUCGUUUUUCUGUUGAAACCUGUGAGCGAACCAACACAAAUAAUCGAAAUAUUAAAGAAAACAACAAAAGGAGAUUUUGACAUCGGUGAAAACUGUGAGGUAAAUCAACCUCGUAACUUAGUGGUGUACUAUAAAGACAAUACGAAGACCAUAAGCCAGUUUAAGUCUGACAAACUGAAGACAAAUCAAUCCAGUGAACUGAUACAAAGUUUGCAUUCUGGACGUUGUCUCACGUUCAAAGCGAAUGAAGAAAAUUUUUAUCUUUACACUGAUCAGUUAGGUGUUCAAGAACUCAGAAAAUGUGCAUUGAAAACAUUCAAGAAGUUUUUCAGCAGCGACGAGUCUGCUUUCCAGGAAUAUGUCCAUUUUAUAACUCGGUGUACUAGAAAUAAAGGAAAAAUUUUCGAAUUGGAUCAAAUGUGGAUGAGGCAGGUGAUAGCCCUUUGUGUGUUUUCACCUAUUAUUAAACCACUGUCUUUUGUUGACGGUGGAUCUGUCAGCAAAAACAGAAAAAUUUUUCGAGAAGCCACUUCAAAAUUUUGCUUUACUGUCAUAAAGAAAACGAAUUUCGAAAAAAUCGAAUCUGUGUGGUCGGAUGUUGUUGCUAGUUUGGAAGACGUGGAAGAAGUGAACAGGGUAAACAACAAAAAUCAGAUUAUAGAAGAAGUGAUCAAAACAAAGAAGAGUCUUUAUACCAACGAAGCAUCGAAAGUAACAAAGUUGAUGUGGUUGCUGGGGAAAAGUCCUUUAGUCGUGGAAGGAAGCCCACAGGUUUAUCAAACGAUAAAAAUAUGUCAAACUAAAAACCUUAUCGUGCUGGAUGAUCAAGAAAACUGCCAUCUUAGCACUAAAAGUGAUCAGGAGUUUCAAAAGUUGUCGGAUUUAAAAUCGAACGAACAAUUAUACGAAGAAAUUGUUAACAAUUUCACCUACUCUUUGGAGGGUCAGAAAGCAACCACACUGAAAGACCUGUUCAAAAUUUGCAACGACGUUGAUAAUUUUAUUACUGUUGAUAACAUCGUCGAGAUGUUGGAAUCUCCUUUGUUGAUCGGUAGUCAAAAGGAAGUUUUGCCAUCCAGUUACAUCAACAGAAAACUAACCAAGAUAGCAAUAGAUGUUAAAUUUUUGGAGGAGAUGGAUGCAAAAACUGUAGCUUUAGUUUCACGAGUCGAAGAUAUUAACACUUUCGUACAACGUGGACUUCCAGAAUCAGAAAUCAGAACAAUAAUCGACAUAGACAGUGCUAAGCAAAUCGAACACCACAAGAUUUACGUUUGUAGGAAUGACGUUUCACAAGAACGAUUUACUACUUUGUGUGGAAACAACCCCGAGGUACGAUUCCAUCACUUCAGAUAUCUGGAUGGUAACCAUUUGGAGUGGAUCAGGAGCGACGAUUUCAACGAACUUGAAAAUUUUCGGGUGGACCCCGAAUCAAGUGAAUAUGUUCAACAAGCGUCACAAGUUUUCAACCACAGUGAACAACCCAUCAAUAUUAUUUGUGCCAACCCUGGCAUGGGAAAAAGCACACUGAUGAAGAGUUUGAAAAACAACACUUGUUCCUCAAAGUGGACCAUUUUAAUUUACGCCAGAAACCACGCUUUAUAUUUUGGAAAGAACGAAUUCAAAGUAGACAAGUUUCUAAAAUAUUUUCUGGAAGUUGUGUUUCAAAAAUACACAAAUCCGUUGCACCAAAAAGUUUUCAAAGCAAUGGUGGAGGAGAAGCAGAUACAGUUAAUAUGGGACGGACUGGACGAAAUUUCUGGGGGUAUGUUGACUUCGCUGUUAACCCUGGUGGAAAAAAUAUCCAAUCAAGGUAUAAAACAAUGGUUAACGUGUACAAAUGACUUGAAAACUCGAGUGGAAAGUAGGCUGAAGGCGUUUUCACGAAAUUUGAAGCAGUUGGAGGAUGAAGAGCGAAAAGAAUACGUCGAAAGUCGUCUACGAGUCCCCGAGAAGGAGCUUUCUAGAAUUUUUCCUAAAAUAAAGAACAAUAUAGAGAGUUUUCCCAACAGCGACAUUUUGGGGAUUCCGAUGCAGAUGUACAUGCUGACGGAGUUGCUUUUGAACAACAAAAAAAAGUAUCUCGGUUUGUUAGACGGUAUUUUUACGGUUCUAGAUUUAUACGAGCAUUUUAUAGAAAUUGUUUUGUACCGAAAUAAAAAAGAAACCGCAUUAUGGAAUGAACAGGAUGCUCAAAAUUUAAAGGAGGUUAAAAUCAAACUUUAUAAAAGCAUUGCUGCUACUUUAUUUAAAUUUAUCAAAUUUCCUUACAACAAAGACACUAAAAAGUUUCUCAAGACAAUUAAAAGUGUGGGAGAUGACGCAGGGUUGAUAAGUCGGGUGCCAAAUGAUAACGAAGCCGAAUUUACUCACAACUCGUUUGGUGAAUAUUUUGCCGCUUUGUACUUAUUCGAAAAUGAAGCUUCUAAAGCACGCCACAAAAAAUUUGUUGUGGGUGGUCGUUAUAACAAUAUUCGAUUUUUUUUGGAUUUAAUGUUAGCCAAAAAUUCUAAAUGUUUAGUAGCCGUAAUAUACAGGAAUCCUACAAUUUUGGAAGAGUGUACAGAUGAAGAUUUAAGUCAGAAAGAUGUCAUCGGGCGUGAUGUUUUGAAAGUGGCUUCUGCCUGGACUAAGACUUUUCCAAUUGGAGUGGAAAGAACUCUGCUUUUAAAUAUCAACACGUUGGAAAAUAAAGGUAUGCAUUAUCGUGAAGAACGCAAAAGAUUUUCUAAGUUUGACCCAUCGCUCGCUUCCUGUUUUAAGAAGUUGAUGAUUUUCUUCCCGUUUCUUAUACCUUUCUUCGACGAGAGUGAGUUCACCGAAGAGUAUUCACCCACCGUCUUGUACUACGCAAUCCGGUUUGAUUUUCUGAUGAUUUUCGAAUGCUUGGAAAUGUCUCCUUCGCUCAAAAACGCAUACAACAAGUUAAAUCCAGGGAACAUUCUAGCUCUAGCGCUCUACAGCAGAUCGAGACGAAUUUUACAGAAACUCUUUUCCGAACAACGAGACUUUUUUGAGUGGGAUUUUUUGGAACAACUACCGAUUUCGAACUCUGAGAUUGACGAAAUAUUUGUUUUUGUGUUACAAAUGCCGGAAUUUAGGGUAGAGGUUCCGAAUUCUAGAGGUCAGUCCCUGGUACAUUAUGGGUGUGAGAAAAAUUUGCCCAAAACGUUGCGUUUGUUAAUUCUGAAAGAUGCCAAACUGCAUGUUCCGGAUAAAAGGGGUAGAGUUCCCAUGUGUAUUGCGUAUGAUAAUGGUCACUGGGAUGUAUUAAAACUGCUGGUAGCGAAUGUUACGAAAAUCGAUUUUUGGGAUGAUAAUGGUCGGCUGCCCAUGCACCAUGCAUGCAUUAGGGGAGAUUUGGAUACAAUGCAGCUUUUGGUGUCGAAUGGUAUCCAAGUGAAUGUUUCGGACGGAGAUGGUCUGCAGCCAAUUCAUUAUGCAUGUAACGUGGAAAAAUUUCCAAGGACGAAUGGUGAUAAAGAAGUAUCAAAUAUGGUACGAUUCCUGAUAGAUCAUGGUACGAAUGUGAAUGUUCCGGGUCGAAAUGGUCAGUUACCUAUUCACUAUACUUGUCAGAAUGGAUACUUAGACACAACGAAAUCACUCAUAGUGAACGGUGCCAAAGUCAACCAUCCAGAUGGAAAUGGUCGAUUACCCAUUCAUCAUGCUUGUGAAAACGAACAUCUAGAUCUAGUAGAACUGUUGCUACGAACUGGUGCCAGAUUGGAUGUUCCUGAUAAGGAUGGUCGGCUGCCAAUUCACUACGCGUGUGAAAAAGGACACUGUGACAUAGUAGAUUUACUGAUAACGAGUGGAGCAAAAGAAGAUGUACCAGAUGGAGAUGGUCGACUGCCCAUCCACUACGCUUGCGCACAAGAACAUCUAAAUCUAGUAGAAUUGCUGAUUAGAAAUGGUGUGAAUGUGAAUGUUCCUGAUAAAUCUAGACGACGUCCAAUUCAUUAUGCGUGCGAAAAAGGACAUUGUCCUGUAGUAAAUUUACUGAUCAAAAGUGGUGCAAAAGAAAAUGUUCCAGAUGGAGAUGGUCGUCUGCCCAUACACUACGCUUGCGAAAAAGAACUAGAUCUAGUAGAAUUGUUGAUAAAAAAUGGUGCGAAAAUGGAUGUUCCUGAUAAGGAUGGUCGGCUGCCAAUUCACUACGCUUGCGAAAAAGAACAUCAAGGUAUAUUAAAACUGUUGAUAAAUAAUGGUGCGAAAAUAGAUGUUCCUGAUAAAUAUGGCCGACUGCCAAUUCACUGUGUUUGUGCAACAGAACAUCUAGAUCUAGUAGAACUGUUGAUAAAGAAUGGUGCGAAAGUGGAUGUUCCUGAUAAAAAUGGCCGGUUGCCAAUUCAUUAUGCGUGCGAAAAAGGGCACUCUGUUGUGGUCGAUUUGUUGAUAAAGAGUGACGUAAAGCUAGAUGUUUCCGAUGGAAGUGGUCGGCGUCCUAUACAUUAUGCGUGCGAAAAUAGUCAUUCGAAUAUUGUAAAAAUACUAGUGGAGAAUUCUGCAGAGUUGAAUGUUCCCGAUCAAAAAGGUUGGCUGCCAAUUCAUUAUGCGUCUGGAAAUAACUACUUGGAUCCACUAAGACUACUGAUGACCCAUUCCGUGAAAAUAGAUGCACCCGAUGAAGAUGGACGUCGGCCCAUUCAUUAUGCGUGCGAAAAAGGGUAUUUAUUAACAACAAGUUUACUCAAAACAUCUGGUGCGAAACUGGAUGUUGUGGAUAAAAGUCAUCGGCUGCCGAUUCAUUAUGCGUGUCAGAGUGGAUAUUUAGGUGUAGUCAAACUGCUGAUAGCUAGUGGUGUAGCGCUGGAUGUUCCUGAUGAUAAUGGUUGGCUGCCGAUUCAUUAUGCGUGCGAAGUUGGCCAUUUAGAUACAAUAAAUUUACUGAUAACGAGUGGUUCGGAAGUGAAUGUUCCUGAUGGAGAUGGUCGUUUGCCCAUUGACCACGCCCGAGAAAAAGGACAUCUGGACUGUGAGAAUUUACUUGAAGGAAAUGGUGCGAAAACGGCGUAUACGUAAUCAACCAGUUUUCCACCAAAAUUCAAAUUCAGACGCAUUUUGUUCACGACGUAUUAGCGUGUUUCUUAUCAACGAAAAUGACGCAAGAUGUAUUUAUAAGAAUACUUGAGUCGUUUAUCGUUACAAAACAAUUGAAUUUUUGGAAAUCAGAUCUUAAGAUUGUGUCGUAACAGUACUGUGUUAAUUAAAAAAUAAGAUCAACAAAUAUGUUAAGAUAAUAAAUUUGUUAAAAACAACGAACUACUUAAGUACUCGACGUAAUCUAGCAGUUGGUUUUAUUAAAUGCCACCCUAUCAGCGAAAAUGACGGUAUACGUAUUUAUAGUAAUACUUGAAUACUGAUAACCAUCAGUACAAAACAAUUGAAUUUUGGAAAUUAGAUCGUAAGAUUGUGUGUCUAAACAGUAUUGUGCAAAAAAAUAAGAUCAACAAAUAUUUGAAGAUAAUAAAUGUGUUAAUAUAUA
Messenger RNA from Zophobas morio, 5949 nucleotides. RefSeq lists its product as uncharacterized. NCBI's taxonomy places the organism in Eukaryota, Metazoa, Arthropoda, Insecta, Coleoptera, Tenebrionidae. The record is from RefSeq and is a predicted model, not a curated record. Gene Ontology annotation, molecular function: protein binding. Bases 108 to 5486 code for a protein of 1792 amino acids. The transcript has 3 exons.